Molecule: messenger RNA, 1693 nt
Organism: Microcebus murinus (gray mouse lemur)
Lineage: Eukaryota; Metazoa; Chordata; Mammalia; Primates; Cheirogaleidae
Product: galanin receptor type 2-like
Biological process (GO): G protein-coupled receptor signaling pathway
Cellular component (GO): plasma membrane
Molecular function (GO): G protein-coupled receptor activity
Source: RefSeq, a predicted model, not a curated record
ACAGCUGGGCGCAGGCUCCCCUCGCUGGGCACAGGCUCCCUCGCCUUGCCAGGGACUCGCACAGCACAACCCAGAGGGAGCGGUGCCCACGCCCGUCUGCCCUGUGAAUCAGCUGGGACCUUCCAAACAUGCCAAGCCCCAGACCGAUAAAUCAUGUUUCUGGGGUUUCUGUACUUUUGAAACUCCCUAUGUGAUCCCAAAGUGAAGACAAGCUCGGAACCCCUGGUCAGGGCUUUUUAUACUUUUUCAAAGCCCUUCCAUAUCCACUUUCUCAUUUUAACUGCGAAUUAAAUUAAAUCUGCCUAUUUCAUAGGGGUGUGUGUGUGUGUGUGUGUGUGUGUGUGAACUUUAUCAGAUUAUAAAAGCGAGCUGUACUCCCUGCAGAAAUUUGAGAAACAAAGCUAUGACGAGGCCUUGCUGAGGCAGGGACACAUUAAGUAACUCUCCCACGGUCCCGGAGCUACCAAGUGGCAGAGCCAGGAUUUGAGCCCAGGGCAGGGAUGGAGCCCUGCCGCCAGGUUGCGUGGGGGCUGGAGGGCCGAGGGUGCCCAGGGCGGGCGCGUGUCUGGGCCGCUGUGAGAGGAGGGCUCGGCAGGGGCCGGAGGGCUGUUUUCCAUGCUGUCCCUGUGUCUGCCGCAGGAGAAUGGCGCCCAACGCCACGUUCGCUCCCCGCCCGGCCGCCGCCGCGCCCGAGCGACUGCUCCGCCCCGUCUUUGCCGGGCUCUGCGGGGCCGUCCUGCUGGCGGGGCUGCUGGCCAACGGGCUCCUGCUGCUGGUGGUGGGCCGGGGCCCCGGCGCCCGCUCCCCGCUCCUCGCGCUGACCAACAGCCUCAUGGUGAACGUCACACUGUCCGACCUGCUCUUCCUGGGCUGCGUGGUGCCCGUGCUGCUGCUGAGCUUCCUGCGGCACGACUGGUGGCUGGGCCCUGCCAUCUGCACCACCAGCCAGGCCGCCAACACGGCCACCAUGUUCUGCACCUUCUACAGCAUGGUGGCCACAGCUCUUCUGCGCCACGUGGCUGUGGCCCGGCCUGACGUGGGCCUACCAGCCGGCCGGGGCACCCGCUUGCUGCUCUGUGGGGCCAUGUGGGGCCUGGGCCUCGCCGCCUCCCUGCCCAACUGGCUGUUCCAGCGGGUGGCGGUGGAGGAGGGGACGGCGGGGGCCCCCACCACCCGGGCCUGCCUCCUGCUCCUGAGCCCCGCUCAGACCUCCUGCUACUUCGCCCUGCUGGGAGCGCUGGCCUUCCUGCCCUGCCUGCUGGGGCUGGGCUGCUCCUUCAGCCACGUGCGCUGGCUCCUGUGGACGCGGCCGCGAGGUCCCACGGGGGAGAGCGCCCGGGAGCACCAAGAGAACACAGGGCUCAUCCUGGUGGUGCUGCUGGUGUUCUUGCUGAUGUGGGGCCCCUGCUCCGUGCUGGGCUAUGCGGCGGCCGUGGGCCUCCUGCCCGCCACGCCCCAGGCGUUUGUGGCCUCCAGCCUCUCCUCCAUCCUGGCCGCCUCCAACUGUGCCGUCAGCCCCGUCCUCUGCUUCUGCCUCUCCCGCCCCUUCCGGGCAGGGCUCAGGGACCUCUUCUGCAGGCUGCUGACAGCCAGGCGUCCCAGAGGUGUGGGAGGGGCAGCCACGGGGCUGCAGAGCGUCCAGCCUGGCCAGGAGAGGGCCCCGGGAGGCCCACGGGGCCUGGUGGGCGUCUGA